CCCUGGCGGCCCGCGUCUCCCUCCCCGGAAGGCGGCGCCGGCAGCUCCGGGACCCGGCCGCCCCCGAGGGGGACCCGGGCAGCGGAGAGACGGCGUGGGAGCCCGCGGCGCCCCUCGGCCUCGGAGCGGCGAGCGCGCGCUUCUGACCAGCGCACCGGCUCAGGAUGGGAAACCACGCGGGAAAGCGGGAGUUAAACGCCGAGAAGGGCCACAAGGAUGCAGACACGAGCACAGGAGAAUCUAGCAAGAGGAGGAACCCCCACUACCUUUCCCGGGAGGCCUCGGAAGACAGUGACGUGUUCGGGGAGGCAGAUGUGGAGCAGAACAAUGGGGCCCCCUCUCAGGACACGGCGGUGACAGACUCCAAGCGCACAGCGGACCCAAAGAAUGCCUGGCAGGACGCCAACCCAGCUGACCCAGGGGGCCGCCCCCACUUGAUCCGCCUCUUUUCCCGAGAUGCCCCCGGGAGGGAGGACAACACCUUCAAAGACCGGCCCUCGGAGUCAGACGAGCUCCAGACCAUCCAAGAGGACAGCACAGCCACUCCCGAGGGCCUCGAUGUGAUGGCGUCACAGAAAAGACCCUCCCAGCGGCACGGCUCCAAGUACCUGGCAUCCGCCAGUGCCAUGGAUCACGCCAGGCACGGCUUCCUCCCGAGGCACAGAGACACGGGCAUCCUUGACUCCCUCGGGCGCUUCUUUGGCGGUGACAGGGGUGUGCCCAAGCGGGGCUCAGGCAAGGUGCCCUGGCUCAAGCAGAGAAGGAGCCCUGUGCCCUCUCAUGCCCGCAGCCAGCCCGGGCUGUGCAACAUGUACCAGGAUGGACAUCACGCGGCGAGAACUGCCCACUAUGGCUCCCUGCCCCAGAAGUCUCAGCACGGCCGGCCCCAAGACGAGAACCCCGUAGUGCACUUCUUCAAGAACAUCGUGACGCCGCGCACACCUCCUCCGUCGCAAGGAAAGGGGCGAGGACUGUCCCUCAGCAGAUUUAGCUGGGGAGCCGAGGGGCAGAAGCCGGGAUUUGGCUACGGUGGCCGAGCUGCAGCCCACAAGGGAUUCAAGGGGGCCGACGCCCAGGGCACGCUCUCCAAAAUCUUCAAACUGGGAGGAAGAGACAGUCGUUCCGGAUCACCCAUGGCUAGACGCUGAAGCCCUGCCUCGUUGUUGUUAUAGAAUCCCGCCCUCAGCUUCUUAAUAUAACUGCCUUAAGAUUUUAAUACUGUUCACAUAAAUUACUACUUGUAGCAAACCCCCCUUGCCUAAUGCCCGUUGAGUUGUGCACACAGUAGGGGCAGGCACGCCGCAUCCUACUGGCAAUUUCUGGCCAUCAGCUAAAUGGAGAAAACGCAGACGGAAAAUUAAACGGCGACUCUGAGUUUGAAGAUCAACGCCCUGGGACUCUCAUCCCCCUGCGACGCGGCCCCGCCGCACUGUGGUGCAGGUGCACGGCGCGCCUCCAAGUUCGUUCACCCUCCGUCCUCGGACUCGCUUUGCUGACUCGGCAUCCCUCGGCUUCCCGGGCACUGCCGUGGCGACGCUGCUGUGGACACAGAGACACGUGCGGGGCGGCGAGGACUGUUGAUCCGAGCUUCCUUUGGUUUCUUCCCCUGCCCUUGCUCACCUCCUAACACACACUCACUCUCCCUCCAGGGUUAGGCAGUCGGGAGCGGCACAGGGGGCUUCGGUAUGUGAAGUGCGGGCGGGCAGCUGUGCAGAGUCCCAUGUGGUGGGCGCAGAGGGGGCGCCUGCGGGGGCGGCUGCCCACCACGGCCGGCUGGCGGAAUUCAGGCGUGGCGGAGAGGGGAACAGGGAGGCAAACCUGGGCUGGGCUGCGGCCCCCACAGGAAACAGGGUCUUCUUGGACAUUAGGUGAUGGCGCGGCGGGAGCCAGAGCGGCCCCCGCGAGCCGCCUGUUUCCCCCCAGAGCCCAGCAGGAGGGUCUGAGCGGGACUGGAGGAGUUUUCUGGGUGGCCUCACGGCGUCACCCUGGUCACUGCGGGAGGUGACCGGUGGUAUGCUUACCACGGCACGGCACACAGCAGACACUAACCCUGGGAGGACGGGUAGCGUCCCGCCCACCCGCAUCCCAGACACAGACGUGCGUAGUCGGUAGGCUUCGGAGGGUUCUCUUCCCGAAUCGCUGACCUGGACGUGCGAGCAGAGAGGGGGACUCCUCCUAGCUGUGUCUCUUCUAACGCGAGCUGACCUUUCCUGUGCGCCCCUCCUAACAUACUGACCCCACCUUUUGAUUUUAGCGUAUCUCUCACAGGCCUUCCAAAGAGCCCCACACCGGCACCCCCGCCCCCUUAGAACCCAGAUGAGGAGUAGUGAGCGUAAUCCUGUCCUAAUUCCUGUUCGGUGUGGGUUUAAUGUAGUGUCUAUUAAUACCUAGCCUCAAUGAUGGGGGGGGGUAGAAAAAAGGUACAAAAUUCCAGAAACAGAACCUCCAAAUUGCUCAACACACACACACUCGACAUCUUUGAGCCGACUGCUGACCGAGUGAUCUCUCUUCGUGGCUACGCACCCCGUCAGCGUGCGCUGUGAUGGGGGGGGGGGGGUCUCAUGGAAAGUACACACUGUUCUUGAAUAUUGAAAUAAAAUAAUAAACUUUUAAUGAUAUUUGUA
Felis catus (domestic cat) is the source of this 2624-nucleotide messenger RNA. It is a transcript of the gene MBP, whose product is annotated as myelin basic protein. Bases 165 to 1148 code for a protein of 327 amino acids. Gene Ontology annotation, molecular function: structural constituent of myelin sheath. Lineage: Eukaryota; Metazoa; Chordata; Mammalia; Carnivora; Felidae. Gene Ontology annotation, cellular component: cell periphery; neuronal cell body; internode region of axon. The transcript has 10 exons. Gene Ontology annotation, biological process: myelination. The record is from RefSeq and is a predicted model, not a curated record.